This is a messenger RNA of Bombyx mandarina (wild silkworm), 732 nucleotides long. RefSeq names its product tol-Pal system protein TolA-like. The record is from RefSeq and is a predicted model, not a curated record. NCBI's taxonomy places the organism in Eukaryota, Metazoa, Arthropoda, Insecta, Lepidoptera, Bombycidae.
AUGAGACUUUUGGUGUUGCUGCUACUGGCUUUGGUGUCAGCGAGGGGUUUUCCGGAGAGGAGGGCGGAAAAAACUCAGGCACUGCAAGCUAGGAAGGAGCCGAAGGUGCGGGAGGUACAGAGGGAUUGCAAGGGGAAGUGCGCGACGAGUAUAGCGCAGAAGGCCGCGGCCGAAGCGAAAGCGGCCCAAGCAGCGCAGAACGCGGCCGGAGCACAAGCCGCGCAUAUGGUAAAGACUCAACUUGCGGAAAAAGCUCUUCAAGCAGCUAAAGCGGCUGAGGCGGCGCUAGCUGGUAAACAAGCUGUCGUAGAACAACUCCAACAAGAGGUGAAAGAAGCAGAGGCUGUGGUAGCAGAGAACACAGCUGCUGUCCACCAACAACAAGGGACUGUUAAUGCGGCUGUGGAAGCGGCACAGCAAGCUACAGCUCAGCACAAGCUAUUGGUACAAGCUACUCAACUAGCAGCACAGUUAGAAAAAUCCGUUCAUUGUGUCCUUGAAAAAACGAAAUAUGGUCUUCAGGAGAAAUGCCAUAAUCUGUCAGAAGCGAGAGCUCGAUUAGCUCAAUUACAGCAUAAGCUACAAUGUGCUUGCGCUGAAUGCUCGGCCACUAAGCAAGCAGCGCACUGUGCUUGCGAAGCAGCCAGAGCGGCUUGUGGGAAUGCUCGAAGGAAGAAGCAUAUUAUAAAACAUAAUGCAAUAGCGUCGAAACAGGAUAAGCAGGGACGAUGA